AUGAUACCAUCCCUCAAUCUUGCGCAACGCGCCCCUAUUUAUGUGCCUUCGCACUCGGCGUAUCGAGCCUUUCCCACCCGGCUCCACCAUGUCGAGGCUUCCAACGACCGUCAUGGGCCGAGCUACGAGCCCAAGGAGCAGCAGAACUCUGAUGUGCAGCAAUCAAGUGUAAACCACGAUGAGAAUACAGUAGAUGACCAGCCGACUGGGAUACAGCUGCUGUCAGGCACACAACAUGCUCCAGCACCGCCGCUGAUGCGCAAUACCGCGCCUCUAGGACACUUCGAUAUGCUUCCUCCACCAAAUUCCACGCAUACCUCCUGGCAAGCACUCCAUGACUAUGCCCAGUCCCACGCCUCAGAGCACGGCUACGCCCUCUCCAUAAAUACUACGGCCAAGAAUCGCUCCCGUAUCAAGCUCGCUUGCGUUUGCUACGGACAGCCCAAAAAUACACACAAGCUCACGCCCGAGACGCGUGUGAGAAAGAACAGGGUCAGCUAUAAAACGGGAUGUAAGAUGUGGAUAGAGGGCAAAAGAAAUGACGAUGAGACAUGGAUAUUGAGGGUGGGAGAGCCGGGGCAUAACCACUCUGGGAGGGCAAGCGAAGGGUGGGCGGUGCAGAGGAAGCGGACCUGGGGUGUUGUCGGGGGGAGGAUUGGGGUUGGGGGUGUUACAGCGAAAGAGGAGUUGGCUAGGAGGGCUGUCUCCGAUACCAAGGGCGUUAGAGAUGAGUGUGUCGACGAGGACGAGGGUAACGAUCUAGAGUCUGGUCAGCAGGGCGAGCCGAGUCACAGUCUCGAGCGCGGUGGCCUAGUGUGGGACAUUGUCGAGCAAGAAAUGCUGCGAAAGGGCGAGCCGAAUCAGGGACGCGAUCGAGGUGUGGGUCGGACAGUCGAAGUACUUCAGGCACGAUUACCAGGCAUACACAUCUUCAAGCGUGAUGUGUACAAUAUUCGGGCGCAGAUCAAGAGAGCGAGGAAAGCAGCGGGCCAGAAAGCAGGGGACAGCCUCCAUGAAAAUGACGAUGAAGGGACUGAGGCUGGGGCAGAGGACAAUGUCGAUGUCGAAUCUCCUGAGAUACAACAACACCCAAAGGCACCCAGCCAGCCCGAUCAGGCUAAUCGGCGACGUUCAGAGCCUAUUGCCACAACCCACAACAAUCUACAGGUUGACCCUUUGCUCAGCACACGAUUCAGCAUAGACGCUGCAUCUACGUCGGCUCAAACACAACCAGGCGAAUACGAAGUCGGACAACUGAGGCAGGAGAAUGCAGAAUUGAAAAGAGCACUGAGUGAGAGAACAAAGGACCUACAGGAGAAAACCAUGGAGAUUGCAAGAUUACGCUCGCAAGUCGAGUACAUGACGAAUAUGGUAUUGUCAAGAUGA
Cucurbitaria berberidis CBS 394.84 is the source of this 1386-nucleotide messenger RNA. RefSeq lists its product as uncharacterized. Bases 1 to 1386 code for a protein of 461 amino acids. The record is from RefSeq and is a predicted model, not a curated record. The transcript has a single exon. NCBI's taxonomy places the organism in Eukaryota, Fungi, Ascomycota, Dothideomycetes, Pleosporales, Cucurbitariaceae.